GCCUCCACUAUCAGCGGGGAUGCCUACGGUCACAAUGCACAAAUAUCUGAAGAUUUUUUGAAAAUCAAAUUACAAGUGGUCUUUUGAAAAAAGCAUUUCGAUUCUUUCGCAGACAUGGCUGGAUAAACUAUCGGAACUCCAUCUACCUUCUAGAUCCAGCUGUCGAACACGCCAUUCGCAGCUUGUUCUGAGUGGGCAAACUUGCUGAGUUUUUUACAUUUACUUAUUCAUAUGCUGAACGCUCUUGAGCACGAGGCGUAAGCAAAUAUGAGGGCCUUUUUUCUAUAGCGUUUCUGUUCAAUGAGGAGGUCAUGCUCACCUGUAACAAUCUCUGGCAAGGCGGCGAAUGCUAGUGCCGGAAAGUCGGACGAGCCCCGUCACGUGUCGCGGGCAACGCCAGACCACUAUUUACUCCCAUCUAGCACUUGACUCCCCACAUACCAACCACCAUGCUGGAAGAAAACCAAUUCAAUGUGCAAGGCUAUAAUAUAGUUAAUAUUCUCAAGCGCUUAGAGCAGGCCACAUCUCGUUUGGAGGAUAUCACCCAUUUCCAAGAGGAGACUUACAAGUCAGGUACUACACCCAAGGUUGGAAAUGACGUGGUCAAAGAUCAAGCCGAAGACCCCGAAAUCCAGUCCAGUCUUCCUCAACCCGAGUCGGAAGAAAAGGUGAAGACUGUGCGCGAAUUUGAAGACCUCGUCAAAAGCCUUGUAGAUCCUUUCGUCGAAAUCCUGCUGAAGAUCGAUCUGGUGGUGGCAGAGGUUGCUGGCAAUUUCAGAGACGCCUUCGUGGCACAAACUCGCUUCUUGGUCAUUGUGUCGCAGACCAAAAAGCCAGAUACUGCGGACCCGGCCUUUAUGGAGGCUUUGCGGCCAAUCAACGAGAAGAUCAGUGCUAUUAGCGCAGCCAAAGACGCCAACCGCCGUUCGGAGUACUUCAACCACUUGAACACAUUGAGCGACGGAGCUCCUGUGCUUGGGUGGAUUGUCAGCGAGACGCCAGUUUCCUUUAUCUCCGAUAUCAAAGACAGCGCCCAGUUCUGGGCAAACAGAGUCAUCAAGGAUUUCAAGGAGAAGGACGCGGUGCAUGGUGAGUGGGUCAAAUCCUUCUAUGCCAUCUUUGAUGCUUUGCGUGCAUAUGUCAAGGAAUACCAUACUACUGGGCCCUCGUGGAACCCCAAGGGUAAAUUAUUGAAAGAGACUUUGGCUGCGGAAUCGGCUCCUGUUGCAGAUGGACAGAGUCCAGUCUCUGGUAACGGAGCAACCGGAAUUGCGCCUCCACCGCCCCCUCCUCCCGCUCCCCCUGCUAACUUGUUCGAUGAAGCAUCCAAACCAGAGAACAGUGGCGGGCUUGGUGCUGUAUUUGCCGAUUUGAACAAGGGAUCUGACGUGACGGCUGGUCUCAAAAAGGUAGACAAGUCUCAAAUGACACACAAAAACCCAGAGUUGAGAAAGCAGGGUACUCUUCAAAGAAAGCCAACGCCUCCCAAGAAGCCUACAGCGUUAUCUACAAAAACCAAUGUUCCACAAAAGAAGCCUGCCCGUAAAGAGCUUGUGGACGGGUCGAAAUGGAUCAUUGAAAACUUCACUGCUAUGGAUGCCCCUGAGCCGAUUGUGAUUGAAGUUGAAAAAACGCAAUCCGUUUUUAUCGGAAAGACCAGUGGCGUCACCAUUCAAAUUAAAGGCAAGGGAAACGCCGUGUCCAUCUCCGAGACGACCAAGACCGGUGUUGUGGUGGACUCCUUAAUCUCUAGUGUUGACGUCAUCAAGUCUUUCAAAUUUGGAGUGCAAGUCACUGGUGUGGUGCCAUUGAUAAGUGUGGAUAAGUGCGAGGAAGGCAGCAUUUACUUGUCGCAAGAGAGCGUUGACGCCGACUCACAAGUGAUUAGCUCAAACACCACAGCCUUGAAUAUCAAUGUUCUCGAUGGCGACGACUUCGUGGAGAUCCCUGUUCCUGAGCAAUUGAUUCACACCAUUAAAAACGGAAAGUUGGUUUCCGAAGUGGUUGAGCACGCAGGGUGAGACUACUUGGUGAAGUUGCAAUUUGCAGGUUCAGGCGGCGCAAGGAAUAUCGCAUGCGCUUACAUCUUAAGUAUUACGCACUGGUCGAAAUAAACUGUUUCAGAAGCUAGACAUAUCAAAGCUCAGGCAUACGAGCGUUAAAAUCGCAAUAUGCCGUGAUUACUAACUGACCGGGAUACUCCCAGUCUUGGGGGGAUAAUCAUAUGCUCGAUUACAAUCGAUUCCCCACAUCAAAAUUAUAGGAGUGCGAUCAUCAGCCUACAGAGAAGGUUCUUUCAUUUUGUUUUUGUGUUUUCCUCUCUUUUUUUUUUUCAGACGCUUUUCGUCCCCUUUUCUUUAUGCCUUCUGCAACACCAACAUUAUCCGCCG
Molecule: messenger RNA, 2390 nt
Organism: Metschnikowia bicuspidata var. bicuspidata NRRL YB-4993
Lineage: Eukaryota; Fungi; Ascomycota; Pichiomycetes; Serinales; Metschnikowiaceae
Gene: SRV2
Product: adenylate cyclase-binding protein
Exons: 1
Coding region: 450-2021 (523 amino acids)
Biological process (GO): cytoskeleton organization; regulation of adenylate cyclase activity
Cellular component (GO): cytoplasm
Molecular function (GO): actin binding; adenylate cyclase binding
Source: RefSeq, a predicted model, not a curated record